Esox lucius (northern pike) is the source of this 1209-nucleotide messenger RNA. It is a transcript of the gene mgp, whose product is annotated as matrix Gla protein. NCBI's taxonomy places the organism in Eukaryota, Metazoa, Chordata, Actinopteri, Esociformes, Esocidae. Bases 179 to 514 code for a protein of 111 amino acids. The transcript is spliced from 5 exons. Gene Ontology annotation, cellular component: extracellular region. Gene Ontology annotation, molecular function: calcium ion binding. The record is from RefSeq and is a predicted model, not a curated record.
CAGGGAAGAGGUAACUAUAAAAGCCUUGCUAAAAUAAGAGUAAGACAGAGGCGAGGACAGAGAGACUUAACCAGGAUAAUUAACGCUGUAAUUAUCUUCUAGGGCAGACCCAGGAGACGGACUUGGAGCCAGGAUCCAGACGGCCAUCCAGGUGUCAGACGAACGGCCAGGAGUCAGAAUGAGGUCUCUCAUCCCGUGUGUGUUCCUGUGUGUCUUCAUCUCCCUCUGCCACUGCUAUGAUUCUGAAGAGAGCAGAGAAUCCUAUGAAGAUUAUUUUGUCAGUCCAAGCCGAGCCAACAGAUUCUUAAACUCACGGGGGAGACCUGCCAACACUCCCCCAAGAGGCAGCACUUUCAACAACUUCAACAGUGUGAGAAAACCUCCAGCAGAGAUGCGCUCAGAGGUCUGUGAGGAUUUCAACCCCUGCCGCUCCUAUGCCCGUCACUUCGGUUCUGAAAACGCCUACAGGAAAUAUUUUGGCAAUUCAGGCCCAAUGAACCCCCGUAGGAUCUAAGUCUCUGUCCGCCCUAUCAUAGAAAUUAUACCUGCUAUAAAUGAUUGGACUGAAUGCUCAAUCAACACACACUAACCUAAAAGAUUGUUGAUCAACUGAAACAUUUGUUAGAACAUUUAAAUGAGUUAAUAUGUAUAUUAUUAGUGUUCAUAAUUAGCUGAAAUGUCCAAGGGGAAGUUCUCCCAAUUUACUAAGGGGCUCUUUGGUGCCAUCACUGUGCAAGGUAUCUAUAGAUAUUGUUGGACAAUUCUCUUUGCACUUUGGUUCAGUUCUCUGCCACUGUUUCCGAACGCUACUAGUUGUAGCACAAAUUUCAUACAAGACCACUAUUAGCAUUUUUCAAGCGUAAUGUACAAAAUGUCAGACUUUAUCAGAAAUUGAUUGUAAAGUUCAACAAAGAUUAAUAAAUGGGAUUUGGGCUAUAAAUAAAUUGGAUUUGGGUUGUAACGUUAGCAGUUUGGAAACAGUGGCAAAUUGAAGCAAAAAAGGGUUUUUGUCAAGUGUUACAAUGGUCAGUUAUGUAAUUUGGGUGAACUAUCCCUUUGACAAUAUAAGAAACACUUUACAGAUCAGACAAUAUAUAACACACACAAAUAACUCUUUCCAUAUAUUCUUUCUCAUUUGCCACCUAUAAUGUAACUUUAGCCUACUCAAAGUCACCACACCUUCAUGCAAUAAAGGCUUUUUUUGAAGUA